AUGGUUCAGUUUGUGAGGGCGUGCACUGGAGCGCUCGCUCUAUUGGCGAGCAUUUCCGGCGUUGUAGCCCAGGAUUCAGACCUGGUGGUCAAGACGAACCAUUUCACAAUCAGAGGAACACUCGAGACCAACAUGACCAAUGUACGGGUCUUCCGUCGAAUCCCCUACGCCGAGCCUCCAUUGGGUGUACUUCGAUUCAAGCCUCCGGUCACCAAGAAACCCGAGACAGAGAUCUUGGACGGCACCAAAUUUGGCAAUUCGUGCAUUCAAUUGAACAAUGGUCAACCAACGGCCUACACGACAUAUCUUCCGGGCUUUUUGCUAGCCCCUGGAGCGACGACCGGAGAAGAUUGCCUUAGUCUGAUCCUGUGGGCGCCCAGAGCGAAGGCGAAUCAGAGUUUCCCGGUUAUAGUCUAUAUCCCCGGCGGCGGAUUCACCAGUGGAGGGGCUAACUCGCAAUAUAAAUAUGGCGGUCCAAUUGUCCGUGACAAUCAGGACGUGAUUGUGAUUUCGAUAAACUAUCGAGUCAAUAUCUUUGGCUACCCAAAUGCCGCCAGCUUGGGCAGACACAACCUUAACCCUGGACUUCUAGACCAGCGCAAGGCUGUGGAGUGGGUUUACGAGAACGUUGCCGCUUUCGGAGGCGAUCCCACACGAAUCACACUUUGGGGUCAAUCUGCUGGCGGAUCUUCCGUCGACAAAUACGCAUACGCCUGGGCUGAUGAUCCAAUCGUCCAGGGGUUGAUCGCGGACUCAGGGGUUGCAGGGCUCUUGGGGACCAGUGCCAGCGACACGUCCAACUUUACCUAUAUCGCUCAGCAACUCAAUUGCACGCAAAAGGAUGUGGACGACCAGUUUACUUGUGUCCAGCAGAAGAAUGCGACCGACAUUAUCAAUAUCUUGGAUAACUAUAACGCAACAAAGAACGGCGGAAAGAGCCUCUCGUUUGUUCCCACCGGAGACAAUGAAACAAGCUGGUCAAGCUACAAGGACUUGGAGGCGAAAGGGAAGUUCGCCAAAAUUCCGUUCCUCACGGGCAACAACAAUAAUGAGUUUGCCACUUUGGUUGCUUUCAACCCUAAUGGACCCAAUGAGACCUUGGUUCAACAAUUAACAAACGCAUCCAUGGCGUGUCCGGCCGGUGAUGCUGCCCGAGCCAGAACAGAGCACGGCAUUCCCGCCUGGAGGUAUCGUUACCUUGGCCAGUUCCCCAACUUGAAUCCAGUGCCCUGGUUAGGGGCAUACCAUUCAAGCGAGCUGCCGAUGGUUUUCGGCACAUCUACUCUUCUCGGGCCCAAUACUGCACUGGAAAACAGGACAAGCCAUUACAUGCAGGAUGCCUGGCUUGCUUUCGUCAGGGAUCCCCAGAACGGCCUGAAAAACUAUGGGUGGCCCUUGUACAACGAUACCACAAACAGCUUGGCGCAGCUAGGACUCAACGGCAGCGAUACGGCCGUUUUUGCACGAGGCAAUACCUACGAUCAGACUUGUCAAUCGUCAUGA
This is a messenger RNA of Exophiala spinifera, 1503 nucleotides long. RefSeq lists its product as uncharacterized. The record is from RefSeq and is a predicted model, not a curated record. Lineage: Eukaryota; Fungi; Ascomycota; Eurotiomycetes; Chaetothyriales; Herpotrichiellaceae. The transcript is spliced from 5 exons. Bases 1 to 1503 code for a protein of 500 amino acids.